CUUCCUAAGUCAGUGUUGCUAGUAGACUGGCUCAAGCCAGUUAACACUGUCGUAAAUAAUCACUUUAUGAGAUCUCUUUCACGUCAGUGCCAUAAAAUGUAAACAUGGCGGCAGUGGGAGAACUUAAUGAUGAAGUGGAGCCUCAGUCAACUGAAGUUCAAGUGAAGAAUGAGACUAUAGGCGAAAAUGCAAACUCUAGCAAUAACGUUGGCCCAGUCACAGGGAAUGCAGCUGUUCCGACGACACAGACAGAACCUGAUCUCACUGAACGACAGACUAUCCUUGCUGUGUUGCAGUUUCUUAGAAAGAACAACCUGCGGGAAGCUGAAAAUGUUCUUCGUAAAGAGGCUGGUCUGCAGGAUAUUGGUGACAGUGCUCUUAGCAGUGGUCAAGGGGGAGAGUCUGAUAUUGGGGAAGCGUCUCUGCUCAGCCGUAUGGCGCCUGGCAGCGGUAUUUCCGUCGCUGCCGCUGGGGCUUCUUGCAAAGGUCCAACAUCAGCUGCUGGAGAUGACCAGCCCGACGUUAGUGUUGUGCUGUCUGCGUAUAAUCAGCAAGGAGAUCCCUUUAUGUAUAAGGAGUAUUACAGUGGAUUGAAGCAUUUUAUAGAGUCAGCACUGGACUGUCAUCGAGCUGAGCUUUCCCAGCUUUUCUACCCCCUUUUUGUCCACAUGUAUUUGGAACUGGUCUACAACCAACAUGAGAAUGAGGCCAAGGCUUUCUUUGCAAGGUUUACUUUGGUCUUCUUAAAGAGCCAGAGAUUGAGGUACCCCUGGAUGAUGAAGAUGAUGAAGGGGAAAAUGAAGAAGGAAAACCAAAGAAAAAGAAGCCUAAAAAAGAUAGCUUGGGUUCAAAGAGCAAAAAACAGGACCCCAAUGCUCCUCCACAAACAAGAAUCCCACUGCCUGAAUUGAAGGACUCUGACAAGUUGGAUAAGAUCAUGAAUAUGAAGGAGGCUGCCAAGCGUGUACGACUGGGUCCUGAUUGCCUUCCUUCCAUUUGCUGCUAUACAUUCCUUAAUGCUUACCAGGGCCUCACUGCAGUUGAUAUCACAGAUGACUCGAGCUUGAUAGCAGGAGGCUUUGCAGACUCCACAGUCCGUGUGUGGAGUGCAACACCAAAGAAACUACGUAGUGUGAAACACUCAUCAGAUCUUAGCAUGAUAGACAAAGAAGCAGAUGAUGUCCUGGAAAGGAUUAUGGAUGAGAAAACAUCAAGCGAGUCAAAGAUUUUAUAUGGUCACACUGGUCCUGUAUAUGGCAUCAGCUUCAGUCCAGAUAGGAACUAUCUGUUGUCAUGCUCUGAGGAUGGUACAGUGAGACUGUGGAGUCUCCAAACCUUCACUUGUCUUGUGGGAUAUAAAGGACACAACUGCCCAGUGUGGGAUACUCAGUUUUCCCCGUAUGGAUACUACUUUGUAUCUGGCGGCUAUGACAGGGUUGCUCGCCUGUGGGCCACAGACCAUUACCAGCCAUUAAGGAUAUUUGCUGGUCACUUGGCAGAUGUUACUUGUAUUAGAUUCCAUCCCAACUGCAACUAUCUAGCUACAGGCUCUGCUGAUAGAACCAUCAGGCUGUGGGAUGUUCUUAGCGGAAACUGCGUCAGAAUUUUCACAGGACAUAAGGGACCAGUUCAUGCAUUGGCAUUUGCCCCUAAUGGGAGAUACUUGGCUUCUGGAGCUACUGAUGGACGGGUUCUGCUCUGGGAUAUUGCAAAUGGCCUGAUGGUUGGAGAGCUAAAAGGACAUACAGACACUGUGUAUGCAUUACGAUUCAGUCGAGAUGGAGAAAUUUUGGCAUCAGGUGCAAAAGAUGACACUGUACGCCUCUGGGAUUCUGUGAAAGCUGUUGAAGACUUGGAGACAGAUGAUUUUACCACAUUAACUGGCCAUAUAAAUUUGACAGAAAAUUCACAAGAAUUGAUACUGGGGACUUAUAUGACAAAAUCAACACCUAUAGUACAUCUCCAUUUUUCACGAAGAAAUCUCCUCCUCGCAGUUGGAGCAUUCAACCCCCAAUAAGCACUUAAUUUUUCAGGUAGUUUCUCCUGGUUGCUGCUGAACAGAAGCUUUGAAUGCCUUACAGAUUACAUUUUCUAUACUGCACUGAAACAGUGUACAGUAGAAAAGGGUUAUUGCUACAUUUUACGUAGCACCACAAAAGGUUAUGAAAUGAAGAUGUGAUGCUAAUCUAAAGGUAGACCAGACAAACUGUUCCUACCUGCGCUGUUUUUCUUUAACUACAUUUUUGUAGUCAGUGACUUCCAACUGCAGAGUACACAGGGGUGUUAAGUAGCUGGCGUGCGGAACAUUUAAGACUGGUGCUAACCUACAUCAGUUACCCAUCAGUUGUGUACUGCAAUGCAGAACUGUUCAGAAAUUACUGUGGCUAUAGGUACAUAGUCAGGUUGACAUUGUGCUUUCCAAGAAAUGGCCAAAUUGCAAAAUUUCUAAAUUUGAGCACUUCAUAAGUGUGCAUUAAGGGAUGCAAUAACUUGUAAAUACCUACGUAUUAUAGAACCAUGUUAGUUUCUCCAUCUGUAACAAAAUGUGCACUGCUGAAAGAAUGGCUGAAGUGUUAAAAUAUGAAGUAAAGACUACUAGUUGCUUGCUAUUAAAGUAGUGCUACACUUGAAAAGCUUAUCUACUAAACAUGAGUUGGAGAGACUUGAUUGAUCAGGUAAAGUUAAACAGAUUUUAAAACACUCCCAUUACUGCAGUGUUCUUCCUUCAAAGCUUGGGUACUGGAGAGAAAAAAGGACCACAACCCCACCACAAAACGUGUCUGUUAAUGGGUAAAUGCCCAGUUUUAAAUUAUUAAUUUUACCAUUUUUAUAGUUUUGUAUACUGAAGGUAAAAUGAAUAAAAACAGGAAUUGGUGUGGAUUAGCA
Protopterus annectens (West African lungfish) is the source of this 2886-nucleotide messenger RNA. It is a transcript of the gene TAF5, whose product is annotated as TATA-box binding protein associated factor 5. Lineage: Eukaryota; Metazoa; Chordata; Ceratodontiformes; Protopteridae. The record is from RefSeq and is a predicted model, not a curated record. Gene Ontology annotation, cellular component: transcription factor TFIID complex. Gene Ontology annotation, biological process: transcription initiation at RNA polymerase II promoter. Gene Ontology annotation, molecular function: RNA polymerase II general transcription initiation factor activity; protein binding.